GGGUCCUUGACGCAGGAUCUGAGCAUGAAGAGUAGUUUCCAGGCCUUUCUCGAGCCCCCCAGGUAACAAAAGACCUCCUGGCCCGCAGCUGUCCACGCGGGAUGCCCCGCGCGCGCCGGAGAGCCCCGCCGCUGUUUCCUUAGUGUGGCGCCGGGCAUCCCGGGCGGGGCGUUCGGGGCUUUCUCCCCGGCGGCGGCGGCGGCCGUCGGUUGAUUUUCUUUCUUGGCGCCGGGCCGUGCCCUGCUCCUGCGGGCAGGAUGGCCCAGUCCAAGGCCAACGGCUCGCACUACGCCCUCACCGCCAUCGGCCUGGGCAUGCUGGUCCUCGGGGUCAUCAUGGCCAUGUGGAACCUGGUCCCCGGGUUCAGCGCCGCCGAGAAGCCGCCGGCCCAGGGGAGCAACAAGACCGAGACGAGCAGCGGCAUCCUCAAGAGCAAGACGUUCUCCGUGGCCUACGUGCUGGUGGGCGCGGGCGUGGCGCUGCUGCUGCUGUCCAUCUGCCUGAGCAUCCGCGACCGGAGGAAGCAGCGGCAGGGCGAGGAGCUGGCGCGCAUCCAGCCCCUGCCCGGGCCCGCGCCGCAGGCCCCGGAGGAGGACAGCCAGGAGGAAGAAGAGGAGGCCUCCUCGCGCUACUACGUCCCCAGUUACGAGGAGGUGAUGAACACGAACUUCUCGGAAGCCAGGGAGCCCGACCGGAGCCCGAGGAUGAGCAUCUCCCUCCCCUCCUACGAGUCCUUGACGGGGCUCGACGAGACCAGCCCCACGACGACCAGGGCCGAGGUGGAGGGCGGCCCGGGGAACCCUCCCGACAGGCAGAACUCCAAGUCGGCCAAACGCGUGAAGCCGCUGAAAGUCCGGAGGAUUAAAUCCGAGAAACUUCACCUCAAAGACUUCAGGAUCAACCUCCCGGACAAGAAUGCCCCUCCGCCCUCCAUCGAGCCUUUGACUCCCCCGCCCCAGUACGAGGAGGUCCGGGAGAAGGCCCCCAACGCCCGGCCCCCUGACUGACGGCCCUCUCGGGGGGCGCUCCCUCCUGUCGCCCGCCCUCCGCACCAACACACCCCAAUGAAGCCACUCCAGCCGCUGGUGAGAAGCGAGGGGACAGACGCAGGCUGAGCAGCUUGGGGCGGGGGUGCGGGUUGGGGAGUCCCGUGAUUCUGGGGUGACGCACGUCCACGGGACCUCGCGGAGCAGGUGCACCGGGCAGAGAA
Molecule: messenger RNA, 1210 nt
Organism: Miniopterus natalensis
Lineage: Eukaryota; Metazoa; Chordata; Mammalia; Chiroptera; Miniopteridae
Source: RefSeq, a predicted model, not a curated record